AUGAAGUCAGCAACCGCUACGAAAUCUCCGAAUGGCCACGGCAGCUGUUACAAGGAGGUGCGCUUCUCUCCUACCGCCACGCCCAUCAUGCGUCGUGCGCAGUCGUUGCCCGUCAACCAUCCCUAUCACAUGAAUCCCACGCUUGGCACCCAGGGCGACUCCUCGGUCUCGAGCGUAAAGUACCUCGACCAGGCCCAGUCACUCCUGGAUCGACAACGAGCGAAUUUCGAAAACGAGAGAUCCCUUUUUGCCGAAGAAAGGCAAUUGUGGGAGCAGGAGCGCUCGUUACUGAAAUCCAAAAUCGCGGACCUCGAAUUGCUUCUGAGGCACAACGGGGCUACGGUCGCUGGUUCGACCUCCCCUCCGGGCGCCUCGGCUCCCCACUCGUCCAUGAUCUUCCAGAGCUUGCCCACGAACUGGUCGGAGUCAGCUCAUAACCCUCAGGUCUGGGAGGGGUCCAGCCCUGGCUCCCGACCCACCAGGGUUUUUCCCGAGGCGGAGAAAUUAGUAGACAGUCAGACCUCAUUGUCGGAGCAAGGAGCUACCCUGUCGAACCCUUCCCUUGACUUUGCGCUGUCACCCCGGUCCCAUGCGACCGACUCGACGCCCGGAUCUACUAUGUCCGUGCCGAUUGAAAAGCUCGACAGCAGAUUGGAUGGCAUCACGCUGAAAUCCACCGCGCUGCCGCCAGAAAUCUUCGCCCGUGUGAUGACGCCUCCAUCCCCGCUUUCUCGGGAGACAUCUCCCUCUGCCUCUCAGAAGGCUGAAAACAAACCCGGUUUCAAGCUCCGACUGUCUGAGCUGGGACCUCCUGAGAGAAACCUUGUCAGGGAUGCUGGGCACACCCCCAUGGCCGUCAUCGAUCGGGAUAUGGACACGGAGCUGCCUUCACCCACUGAAGGCACCAUCAAGGAGGAGAACGAACCCCUUACUCCGCGGGCGCUUCGGCAACCUGCAGAAAACUCCGAUUCGUAUUUCGCCAACCUGCCCGACGACCCGGCUCUGAAGGGGCCCCUCUCCCUAGUGAACGACGAGGAGCACGACAACGACUUUCUCAAGGAGCUAGAUCAAAAACUCCUGGGCGAGGCGAGACACGUUCUAGGGUUGUCUGGACCAACCGAGGAGUCGAAAGAGUCCGAGACCGACGCCUCAAACUCUGGGGAGCAAGAACCGGAGCUGAAACUCAGAAGCACCACCAAUUUUGGCACGGCCUUUGGAGAUCUCGAGCUGGAACGAUACCUAGCGAAACAAUCGUUUUUGGCAUAA
This is a messenger RNA of Aspergillus affinis, 1266 nucleotides long. RefSeq lists its product as uncharacterized. NCBI's taxonomy places the organism in Eukaryota, Fungi, Ascomycota, Eurotiomycetes, Eurotiales, Aspergillaceae. The coding region runs from base 1 to 1266 and encodes 421 amino acids. The record is from RefSeq and is a predicted model, not a curated record. The transcript has a single exon.